CAUGAUAGUGGCCCCUGGAAUGUGGGCUAGAAAGAUAACAGCAUGCAGGUUGGGCCAGGGACUAACGCUCUCUGUUCUCCUCAGUAGUUUUCUCGCACUGCUUCUGUGAGCCAGCUCAAGCUUCCAGGAUGUAUGAGAAAAUAACAAUUUCAGCACUAUUGUCAGCUUAUAUUUUUACAUCAGCUUCCAUCCUUGCAACUUCACCUACAAGUUUUACAUUUCCUGAAUUAACAACAGAAGCAGAUAUAGGUCAGUCCACUCCUUCAAUGAAAACUGGAGAAGUUGCUGUGACUUCAGACACUCCCUUCUCUUUGGGGCCAUCAGCACCAAGAUCUCAACUUGUUCACAUAUUCUCAGAACCAGUGAUAAUAGCUAUUGUCUUGGGGGUGAUAGCUGCUAUUGUUGGAAUUAUCCUCUCUUUUGCUGUCUGUAUCCGGCUACUGACAAGGACAUCUCCAGUUACCAAGCCACCUCCCUUGGAAGACACAGGCGAACAUUUAAGUACUGUGGAAGUAGAAUACACAGAAGGCUUUACAGAAGAACAUAAACACGCCUUUACAGAAGAACAUAAACAUGACUUUACAGAAGAACAUAAACACGACUUUACAGAAGAACAUAAACACGACUUUACAGAAGAAGAUAAACAUGGCUUUACAGAAGAGAAUGAGAAUCAGUAAGAACACGCUCAUCAAGAAAAAUUGUUCAAGAACUCAACAAAGACCCAAGUCGUUAGUCAGUCAAAAAAAUGAACUUUUGAAUUGGAUACUUCAAUAAAUUUUGUACCUGCCUAAGUUGUGCUACUCCAGGAAACAAAUUUCACUAUAGUGAGUUCCAAAGACUCAACCAUGGAAAAAUAUCUCUGAUCAGUAAUGCUUCAAGAUAAAGAACAUGCAUUUCCUCACUUGCUUGUCAUUUUGUUAGCAUAAGUUUUCAAUUGUUGAUUAGAAAUUUUGACUCAAAAUUUCAGUUGAAUCCAUCUGUUUUAUUCUAUUCUAUUGUAUUUUAGUAAUGGUGCUGUAAAAUGUAGGGCUUAUGACAUCUCCAUGCAAUCUAAAUUCUCUUCUUAUUCUAUUUUUUUAAGUUCUCCUUUAUGAUUUUAAAUAAGUUAGAGGGACAUUUAUUAAAAGAAUUCAUUUUCCUUAUGGUUCAACAGGCACGAUAUUGUAUUACCCUAGAGAUGGUGACAUUUCGUUUCUACUGAUAAAACUUGUGAUUGAAAAUGCCGUAAAUAAAAUAGCAUAGAAUGGUACCUACAUUCAUUGCUUAGUGCAUCAACCAACACAAAAGUUGCAUUUAAAAGGUGAGACAUUGACUAUAUACAAUUGGCCCAUGUAAAAUAAUACAUUUGGCAGUUCCACUGAAAAAGUUAUUUACAUAAGUGGGCAGAGUAUCCUGAAUAAGAAAAAGGAUUAAUAACUUACAAAAGAACUUUAACAACUUGAAGGGCACCAACAUGUACAAACUACAUACAGGAGGAUAUCUUAGUAGGUCAUUUUGUGUUUUUAAUUAAAUUCUUUAGUGCAUCCAGACCUACUCUACUUUCUCAUACUGAUAAAACUUUAGAAACUGUUUUAAAUGAUACAAAUGAAGUUUCCAGAUAUUAGAGACUAACUCAUUACAACUGUUACUCAUUUGUAAAGACAUUUAAUAUAGAUAUAUAUAUUGUUACAAAAAAGAAAUUCAUGUGAUAUUGUAUUUCCCAUAUGCUUUCCAUUGUUGUGUGAUAAUUAAAUAAUUACAUGUAUAUAUUUGGGUCUAGAAAGAAAUUUAAUCCUAAGAAAAUUAAAAACUCUAAAUCUUACCAUAGUUGUAUAUUCAGGGAACAUUUUUGUAUCAAAUUCCUAUUUAAAAUAAAGACUCAAAGUGAGAAGAGAACAUUUCCAUUAGAAUGUUUUCAAAAAGUAGCUUGAAAAUAAAUUAUUAGAUUAAUUUAAUCCAAUAAAUGAUCUAAGUACAAAGGUAAUUUUAAUUGUACUUUUUUCAAUAAACAUAAAAUGUUAAGUUGAGGACAAGAGACUAAUCUUGUCUCUACAGUAAUUUACAAGUCAAAACCAGCAAAGAGAUUAGCAGACUACACACUGUCAAACAAAGCUACAGAAUUUCUAGGGUAAUUAAAUUACAAAUUGCUUUAAUUUCUUUGAACUUUUCCUGAUACUUCCUCUGUACUUCUCUAUGUAGACUUGCUAAAUUUAAAUUUGGUAUUUGUGGGAAGAAAUGACCUUUAUUCUCUUUGUAUUUUUAAAAUAAUUAAAUAAAAAAAUUAAUAAAGAAAUCUAUCUUGUGAA
Molecule: messenger RNA, 2285 nt
Organism: Chinchilla lanigera (long-tailed chinchilla)
Lineage: Eukaryota; Metazoa; Chordata; Mammalia; Rodentia; Chinchillidae
Product: glycophorin-A
Exons: 7
Coding region: 129-677 (182 amino acids)
Cellular component (GO): membrane
Source: RefSeq, a predicted model, not a curated record